AUGGAGGCCGUUGUUGGGCUAGCCCCCAUUACUACAGAGGCACCUCCCUCCUAUACCCCCCUCACGAAACUGGAAAUAUUCCCGCCGAGUCCUCCAGACACCGUCAAGGAGUCACGACAACACUCACGUCGCUCGAGUAUAAGUCUUGGCACCGGCUCAGUUGAGGACAUCGAUUGCCCGGUGGUGAAUGAUGAGACAUCUCGCCCAUAUCCUUUGCCACCUCCAACGAGACAGAACAAUGUUCUUCCUCAGGAUCUCAAAACCCCAGACAGCCACGUUGAGCGGGACCCUCGUCUUAUAAGGCUCACCGGCAUACACCCGUUCAACACAGAAGCACCAUUGAGCGAUCUGUUUGACGAGGGCUUCAUCAACUCGAAAGACCUGCACUAUGUCCGGAACCACGGAGGCGUGCCGCGCGUGGAUGAUGCCGACAUGAUGGACUGGGAGUUCACUGUGGAAGGAAUGGUCGACUCGCCCAUGAAAUUGACGCUUCGAACCCUGAUGGAGGAUUUCGCACAGGUCACAUACCCGGUCACCCUUGUUUGCGCAGGGAACCGUCGCAAGGAGCAGAACGUGGUUCGCAAGACAAAGGGCUUCUCAUGGGGCGCCGCAGGUCUCUCAACGGCGUUAUGGACCGGUGUCCCUCUUGGAGAUCUCAUAGCCAGGGCGGUGCCAAAACGAGGAGCCCGGUAUGUCUACUUUGAGGGCGCCGACAAACUUCCCAAUGGUUACUACGGCACUUCGAUCAAGCUUAAUUGGGCCGUCGAUCCUAACAGGGGCAUCAUGGUGGCUCACCGCAUGAAUGGCGAAGCGCUGCACCCUGACCACGGCAAACCCUUGAGGAUCGUCAUUCCCGGCCAGAUUGGUGGCAGGAGUGUCAAGUGGCUGAAAAGGAUCGUCGUGACCUCUGAGCCGAGCGACAACUGGUACCACAUUUACGACAACAGGGUCUUGCCGACAAUGGUGACACCCGAGGCCAGUGCCGACCUGCCCGAUACCUGGAAGGACGAACGCUACGCUAUCUACGACCUCAACACCAACAGCGCCACCUGCUACCCCGCACACGACGAGAAGGUUCCGACAACGGCAGCAGCCGGUGUUUACAAAUUCAGGGGCUACGCCUAUGCAGGGGGCGGUAAGAGGGUGACAAGAAUGGAAGUGACUCUCGACAAGGGCAAGAGCUGGAGGCUAGCCAAUAUGAUAUAUCCCGAGGACGACUACAGAUUAGCAUCAGCAGACGACACGCUGUACGGCGGCAAGGUUGAUUUGAGCUGGCGCGAGGCUUCCUUCUGCUGGUGCUUUUGGGAGCUCGAUAUUCCCAUGACGGACCUAGUCGCCGCGGAUGAUGUCAUGAUCAGAGCGAUGGACGACUCCAUGAUGGUCCAACCGCGCGACAUGUACUGGAGUGUCCUGGGAAUGAUGAACAACCCGUGGUAUCGGGUGGUGAUCCACAAGGAGGGCCAUGACCUCCGCUUCGAACAUCCCACACAACCGGCACUGAUUCCAGGCGGCUGGAUGGAGCGUGUCAAAAAGGCGGGCGGUGACCUUUCCAAUGGAUUCUGGGGGGAGAAAAUGGCUGGCGACGAGGAAGAAUCCGCUGCCGUUACCGAGGAGCCUACCAAGGAGAUUUGCAUGACAAACCCAUCGGUGAACAAGACCAUUACUCUGGACGAGCUCAAAGCGCAUGACAGCGAGUCCCAGCCGUGGUUCGUUGUUGAUGGGCAAGUCUAUGAUGGCACCAAGUUCCUUGAAGGGCACCCAGGCGGUGCAGCCUCGAUCAUCGGGGCAGCAGGGCAGGAUUGUAGCGAGGAGUUUCUGACAAUUCAUUCGGAAAAUGCAAAGGCCAUGAUGCCAGAAUAUCACAUCGGCUCGCUGGAUGAGAAAUCACGAAGCUUACUAGCCGAGCCUGAAUCAACCCAAUCCGAAUCCACAGAACCCCGCUCUGUCUUUUUGCAGUCGAGAACGUGGUCCAAAGCACUAUUGCAGGAAAAGACGAGCGUUAGUGGCGAUUCCAAAAUAUUCAGCUUCAAGCUCGACCAUCCAGAGCAGGCCAUCGGGCUACCCGUCGGCCAGCACCUGAUGAUGAGACUGCGAGACCCGGCGACGAGGGAAGCAAUCAUCCGCGCCUACACCCCGCUCUCGGAUUGCGCAGUCGAGAAGGGCAUCUUGAGGGUAUUGGUCAAGAUCUACUACAAGUCGGCCGAGAUGGAGGGCGGAAAGAUGACUCAGGCGCUUGAUCAUCUUCCCGUCGGGCACUGGGUCGACUUCAAAGGGCCUGUAGGACGGUUCGAGUACCUCGGAAACGGAAAGUGCCUAGUGUCCGGAAAGGAGAGAAGCGUGCACCGGUUCAUUAUGAUUUGUGGCGGAUCGGGCGUGACGCCCAUCUUCCAGGUCUUCCGAGCCAUCAUGCAGAACAAGGAGGAUCAGACAAGGUGUCUUGUGCUCAACGGCAACCGAACUGAGGAAGAUAUUCUUUGCAGGGACGAGCUGGACAGGCUGGCGGCCGGCAAUGAGGACAGAUGUCGCCUUGUCUACAGCCUCAGCAAACCUUCCGAGGGCUGGACGGGCGCCAGGGGCAGGAUGGAUCGUGCCCUGUUUGAGAAGGAAUUAGGUGCCGCCGCCGGCGACGGCCAAGACAUGGUGUUGAUUUGUGGGCCGGAGAGUAUGGAAAAGAGCGUGAAGCAGAUUCUCACGCAAGAAUUGGGCUGGAAGGAUGAUGAUUUGUUGUUUUUCUGA
Messenger RNA from Pyricularia pennisetigena, 2736 nucleotides. RefSeq lists its product as uncharacterized. Gene Ontology annotation, biological process: nitrate assimilation; nitric oxide biosynthetic process. NCBI's taxonomy places the organism in Eukaryota, Fungi, Ascomycota, Sordariomycetes, Magnaporthales, Pyriculariaceae. Bases 1 to 2736 code for a protein of 911 amino acids. Gene Ontology annotation, molecular function: nitrate reductase (NADPH) activity; molybdenum ion binding; heme binding. The transcript has 2 exons. The record is from RefSeq and is a predicted model, not a curated record.